AGUUAGUGUGUGAAUUGAGGCUCUAAGGGAAAGCUUAGCUUCAACCUUUCAUAUUGCCUUCCCUUGAAUUAAACCCUAACGUUCUUUCUCCGCCGAUAUAAUUAUCCCACCGGAAUAACGAUCUUUCAUCAUCGGGAAACUGAAAUCCUUUCUGAACAAUCGGCCAUGGCGAUUUCUCUAACAAAAUCCUUCGCGAUUCCUCUGUUCCUCGCAAUGUGUUCGACGAUUUUCCGGAUCGGAAGUUCGGCUGUAUUCGAUUAUCCGGCAGUCUUCAACUUCGGCGAUUCGAACUCCGACACCGGCGAUCUCGUCGCCGGCAAAGGAUUUAGCCUGAGUUUGCCUUACGGACAAAAUUACUUCAAAACUCCUUCGACUGGAAGGUUCUGCAAUGGCCGCCUCAUCGUUGAUUUUCUCAUGGAUGCGAUGGAUAUGCCGUACUUGAAUCCGUAUCUAGAUUCGGUUGGCGCGCCAAGUUUUCGGAAGGGGUGCAAUUAUGCAGCGGCAGGGUCCACUAUUCUUCCGGCAGCUGCUACGGCUGUCUCCCCUUUUUCCCUUGGGGUUCAGUUGAAUCAGUUUCUCCAUUUCAAAGCGAGAGUUCUUGAGCUUCGAGCCGUCAAAGGUGGUAAGAAGCUUGAUAAAUACCUACCGGAUGAAGAUUACUUCCAAAAGGGGCUAUACAUGUUCGAUAUUGGUCAAAAUGAUCUUGCUGGUGCAUUUUACUCCAAAACCCUCGACCAAAUUCUUGCCUCGAUACCAACCAUUUUAGCUGAGUUUGAGAAUGGAAUUCAGCAACUGUACAAUGAAGGGGCCAGGAAUUUUUGGAUACACAACACAGGUCCCCUAGGAUGCUUAGCUCAGAACGUUGCUAAAUUUGGAACCGACCCAUCAAAGCUCGAUGAAUUUGGAUGCGUCACGUCGCACAACCAAGCUGCCAAGCUCUUCAAUCUACAGCUUCAUGCUCUCUGUAAGAAACUGCAAGGCCAAUACACCGAUGGAACGGUCACAUACGUCGAUAUCUAUUCGAUAAAGUUGAAUCUCAUCGCCAAUUAUUCACAGCUCGGGUUUGAACAACCUAUCAUGGCUUGCUGUGGCUACGGAGGUCCACCUCUAAACUACGACCGGGAUAUCGGCUGUGGACAGACGAAGACGUUGAAUGGGACGACAGUCACGGGAAAAGGGUGCGACAAUAGCUCGAAGUAUAUCAAUUGGGAUGGAAUUCAUUACUCAGAAGCUGCGAAUCAGUUUGUGUCGUCACAAAUACUCACCGGGAAAUAUUCCGAUCCACCCUUCGACAACAAAUUGGCUUUACCUCUAGAGUUCAAGUUCUAGUGGCCUUGAAUUCAUUACACAACUGAGAUCUGAUAAUGGCUAUGAACAAUGGAUCUUAUGUUUAGACAUGGAAUCA
Molecule: messenger RNA, 1405 nt
Organism: Cucurbita moschata (crookneck pumpkin)
Lineage: Eukaryota; Viridiplantae; Streptophyta; Magnoliopsida; Cucurbitales; Cucurbitaceae
Product: GDSL esterase/lipase At1g54790-like
Exons: 5
Coding region: 166-1329 (387 amino acids)
Molecular function (GO): hydrolase activity, acting on ester bonds
Source: RefSeq, a predicted model, not a curated record